Messenger RNA from Puma concolor (puma), 2292 nucleotides. It is a transcript of the gene UBE2H, whose product is annotated as ubiquitin conjugating enzyme E2 H. NCBI's taxonomy places the organism in Eukaryota, Metazoa, Chordata, Mammalia, Carnivora, Felidae. The record is from RefSeq and is a predicted model, not a curated record.
GCCGCGGCGGAACCCACAGCCGGAGAGGGGCAGCCCGAGCUGGGCGCCGCGGGGUCCCCACCCCCACUCGGCCGGACAGUGCCCGGUGUUCCCCCGUGCGGGGGGCGGCGGCGGCGGCUGACGGGACCGGACAGGAUCGCGGGGGUGUUGCCACCUCCACCGAGGAGCCGGCGCGGCCGCAGGCUCCUCAGAGCCGGGGCCCGGGGCCCGUGAUAGACGGGCCGAGGAAAGGAGAGGCGGCGCAGGCGACGGGGAGGCAGCGGCGACACCAUGUCAUCCCCCAGUCCGGGCAAGAGGCGGAUGGACACGGACGUGGUCAAGCUAGAGGAGAAAGAAACUCGCGGCCUCUACCAUAAACACACAUGCAUUGAGAGUAAGCAUGAGGUUACGAUCCUGGGAGGACUCAAUGAAUUUGUAGUGAAGUUUUAUGGACCACAAGGAACACCAUAUGAAGGUGGAGUAUGGAAAGUUAGAGUGGAUCUUCCUGAUAAAUACCCUUUCAAAUCUCCAUCUAUAGGAUUCAUGAAUAAAAUUUUCCAUCCCAACAUUGAUGAAGCGUCAGGAACUGUGUGUCUAGAUGUAAUUAAUCAAACUUGGACAGCUCUCUAUGAUCUUACCAAUAUAUUUGAGUCCUUCCUGCCCCAGUUGUUGGCCUAUCCCAACCCCAUAGAUCCUCUCAAUGGUGAUGCUGCAGCCAUGUACCUCCAUCGACCAGAAGAAUACAAGCAGAAAAUUAAAGAGUACAUCCAGAAAUACGCGACGGAGGAGGCACUGAAAGAGCAGGAAGAGGGCACCGGUGACAGCUCGUCGGAGAGUUCUAUGUCUGACUUUUCGGAAGAUGAGGCCCAGGAUAUGGAGUUGUAGUAGAAAAAGCACCUGCUUUUCAGAAAGACUAUUAUUUCCUAACCAUGAGAAGCAGACUAUAAUAUUCAUAUUUAAACAAAGCAAUUUUUUUUAUUACUAAACAAGGUUUUUAUGAAUAAUAGCAUUGAUAUAUAUAUAUUAUAUAUCACCCUUUAGAUCUUGAUUUCCUGGUCAUUUCUCAACCUGAGGUGCAUAGCAUAUCCCCACAUUCCAUUUUGGUAGCAAUAUGCGGUCCGAAUGCAUGCAUUCAUAAGUCCAUUUGGCCAAGUCAGCCUGUGUGCUACUGAACUGUCGAAAGAAACAGCCGCUCUGAUAGAUAGACGUGAGUAAAAAUAACAGGAAAAAGUGGCUUCUUUUAUUGAUGGUUCCAAAGACACAAACCAAACCAACCAGCUCUUGGACGUGAAGAUAGAAUAUAGCGCUUUUUCAAAACGGUCGGGAGGAACUGGGCGGGGAGGAAGGCCUGCACCUGCUGUGGGAUCACCUAGAGCCGCCACGGCAGAUCCCCAGCCGCUCUUUCCCGGGAAGCCUUGGUGGCCCCGUUUCCGCGGAGUAACAGUUUAAAACAGGGAGCUAAUUGGAGUAUUGAAACCUAACAACAAUUUUUUGACUCUGGAUUUUAAGUACAUUUUUAUAUGUAGAUUCCUGCCCUUCUCGCUACCAGGCCCCGCAGCCGCAAGUGUUUUGCUUUGGAGAACGUUUUGGAAGUGUUUUCUGAACCUGAUUCUUUUUCUUGGGGGUAGAGCUUAUAAUCCAUACCUUUUUGAGAGGACAGGACAGGAGGAGAAGAGAAGUUGUUUCGUCUCAUCCAACACGUGCAGAGUCACAUCCCCAUCCUGUUGGCCACUUUGGGACUGCUACCCUGGACUGAGAGCUUUAAAUUGGAGGGUGGUUGUGGGUGUUUUUAUGUUGUUGUUGUGGUUGGGGCUUUUUUUUUUUUUUUGGGGUGUGUGUGUGUGUGUGUGUGUGUGUGUGUGUGUGUGUGAAUCGUGCUUAGACAAGGUGCAAAUUUAAUCUUCACCAAGAGAUGGCUUCCUCCUUGGGCAGCCACUCAGUGGACCAUUAGACUCGCAAGAAGACCCGUCUGGUGGCUGUGACUCCUGGGUGCUCUCGUUCAUGUUUUGGGUUUGUUUUCUCUUCUGCUGCCGCUCUUGGCAGCGGCCUGGUCAUCAUCUGCUUGUGGGAGUGGGAAACGGGUAUUUUAGACCCAACACACAUUCUAAAUUUAAAAUGAGUAAUAAUUGGAACAAAUAAAGGUCCUUGUACCCAGAGUGACUCUGCAUGGGAAAAAAAACCGCUGUUUUCAGAGUGUGACUGGAUAGGAGGGAAGAUUCGGAAAUGCGAUGUGGUAGAACAGGUUUUGAAGGAGGAAAAUGUUCUCUCCUGUGAGCGUUAAGAGGAAAUCAGACAGUUGAAAAUGCCUGCUAA